Messenger RNA from Nicotiana attenuata, 4841 nucleotides. Its product is annotated as 1-(5-phosphoribosyl)-5-[(5-phosphoribosylamino)methylideneamino] imidazole-4-carboxamide isomerase, chloroplastic-like. NCBI's taxonomy places the organism in Eukaryota, Viridiplantae, Streptophyta, Magnoliopsida, Solanales, Solanaceae. The record is from RefSeq and is a predicted model, not a curated record. The transcript is spliced from 5 exons. Gene Ontology annotation, biological process: L-tryptophan biosynthetic process; L-histidine biosynthetic process. Gene Ontology annotation, cellular component: cytoplasm. The coding region runs from base 4155 to 4634 and encodes 159 amino acids. Gene Ontology annotation, molecular function: 1-(5-phosphoribosyl)-5-[(5-phosphoribosylamino)methylideneamino]imidazole-4-carboxamide isomerase activity.
GAGGCACCAGGCUGAGAGUUAGGUCUUGGAACAUAGGAACUUUAACUGGAAAGGUCUAUAGAGUUAGCGAAGAUUCUCCAAAAGAGGAAGAUUAAUAUAGCUUGUGUCCAGGAGACUAGAUGGAUAGGAGCUAAGGCGCGGGAUGUGGACGGGUUUAAACUAUGGUAUUCUGGGAGUGUGGGAGGCAGGAACGAGGUAGGUAUUUUAGCUGAUAAGGACCUCCGGGAACUUAUGUUGCGGCGACUCUCCAAAUAUAUUGAUGCACCCGUGUCGGAUACUUCAAAAAUGCACUACUUUUGGAGGAUCCGACACACACUCAACGACAUUUUCGGAGAUCCGAGCAGCAUAGCCGGGAACUAAUGGUGGAGGUUAGGAGAGUGAACGACAGACUGAUGACUAUUAAGCUAGUGGGUGGAUUUACUUUGAACAUAAUCCAUGCGUACGCUCCCAAGUAGCUUGGAUGAGGAAGUCCAAAGGCGUUUCUAGGAGGAUUUGGAUGAGAUGGUGCAUGGUAUACCGCGCACAGAGAAUCUUUUUAUUGAAGGAGAUUUCAACGACCACAUUGGAACGAAGUCUGAGGGUUAUGAUGAUGUGCCGUUUGGAGAUAGAAACGGAGGAGGAACUUCACUGCUGGAUUUUGCUAGAGCGCUUGAUUUGGUGAUAGCAAACUUGAGUUUUUCGAAGAAGGUGGAACGCUUGGUCACCUUGCAGAGCUUGGUGGCCAGGACCAGAUUGAUUAUCUACUUUGCAGUAAGUUCGAUAAAGGUCUUUGCACGGAUUGCAAGGCCAUCUCUAGUGAGAACCUCACGACCCUUCAUAAGCUCCUGGUCAUGGACCUUGAGAUCAAGUGGAAGAAGAGGAAGAGGGCGUUGUUAGGCCAACCUAGGAUCAAGUGAGGUGCCUUCACUGGAGACAAAGCGCAGGAGUUGGGGGUUAAGAUGCUGACUAUGGGGGCUUGGAGGAGUAGUGGAGACACGAGCGUUCUGUGGACCACGACCGCGCAAUGCAUCAAGGAAGUUGCUAGAGAGGUAUUAGGGGUCUUGAAGGGCUACUCUAGUGGUCACAAAGGAGGCUGGUGGUGGAAUUGAGAGGACCAAGAAAAGGUGGAAACCAAGAAAGCGGCGUAUCUGAAGCUAGUAGAAAGCAUAGACGAGGAGGAGAACAAGUCGAAUAGGGAGUGGUACAAGUUGGCUAAGAAGGAAGCGAAGUUAGCAGUUACGGCAGCGAAGACUACAGCAUUUGGUCGUUUAAAUGAAGAACUUGAGGGUAAAGGCGAGGAUAAGAGGCUGUUCAGGCUAGCCAAGGUGAUAGAACGAAAAAUCCGUGACUUGGACCAAGUGAAGUGCAUCAAGGACGAAGAAGGUAUAGUUUUGCUGGAUGAGGUGCAUAUCCGUCGGAAAUGGAAGACUUACUUCCAUAGUCUCUUGAACGAGGAGGACAGAAAUAUUGUUUUGGGUGAUUUGGAAUCCUCCGAGAGUCGUUCUUACCUUAGGUAUGUAGGCGAAUUAGAGUUAAGGUCGUGGGGGCUAUGCGUAAGAUGAGUAGGGGCAAAGCGGCAAAGCGACCGGGCCAGAUGAAAUCUUGGUGGAGUUUUGGAAGAGUGUGGGCAGGGCGGGCUUAGAGUGGCUCACUAGGUUAUUUAAUGUCAUUUUUAGGACGAAAAAGAUGCCCCAAGAGUGGAGGUAGAGCACGAUGGUUCCUUUAUACAAGAACAAGGGUUAUAUCCAAAUCUGCAACAACUAUCGGGGUAUUAAGUUGCUUAGUCAUACUAUGAGAGUUUGGGAGAGGGUGGUUGAGUUAAGGGCGAGGAGGAGUGUGUUGAUUUUCAAGAACCAGUUCGGGUUUUAUGCCGGGGCAUUCGACUACGGAAGCCAUUCACCUUGUUAGGAGAUUGAUAGAAUAGUGUACCUGAGGGAGGUUUUGUGGAGGUAUUUGGGGGCUAAAGGUGUACCUGUGGCCUACAUUAGAGCGAUUAAAGACAUGUAUGAUGGAGCGAAGACUUGGGUGAGGACAGUGGGAUGGGACUCAAGCCAUUUCCCGGUCAUGAUGGGGUUGCACCAGGGGCCGACACUCGGCCCUUUUUUGUUUCCCCUGGCGAUGGACGUACUGACGUGCCACAUCCAAGGGGAGGUGCCAUGGUGCAUGUUAUUUGCUGACGAGACAUGAGUCGGUGUUAACCCGAGGUUAGAGGUGUGGAGGCAAACCCUGGAGUCCAAAGUUUUCAAGUUGAGCAGGACCAAGACAGAAUACUUGGAGUGUAAGUUCAGUAGUGCAACUCAGGGAGUGGAAGGGGAGGUGAGGCUGGAUUCAUAAGUCAUCCCUAGGAGAGGUAGCUUUAAGUACCUUGGGUCUAUUAUACAGGGGGGUGGAGAGAUUGACGAAGAUGUAACACAUCGUAUUGGGGCGGGAUGGAUGAAACGGAACUUGCUUCCGGAGUUAUGUGUGACAAGAAAGUGCCAGCAAAACUUAAAGAUAUGUUUUAUAUAGCGGUGGUCAGAUCGACUAUGUUGUAUGGGGCUGAGUGUCGGCUAGCCAAGAGCUCUCAUAUCCUGAAGAUGAAGGUAACAAAUGAGAAUGUUGAGAUGGAUGUGCGGGCACACCAGGUUAGAUAGGAUUAGGAAUAAAGUUAUUUGGGACAAGGUGGGUGUGGCCCCUAUUAAGGACAAGAUGCGGGAAGCGAGGCUUAGAUGGUUUGGACAUGUGAGGAGGAGAAGCACAGACGCUCUGCUAAGGAGGCGUGAGGAGUUGACGUUGGAGAGCCUAAGGAGAGGUAGAGGUAGGUCGAAGAGGAAUUGGGGAGAGGUGAUUAGGCAAGACAUGGCGCAACUACAACUCACCGAGCACAUGACCUUGAUAGGAAGGUGUAGAAGUCGAGGAUUAGGGUAGUAGGUUAGGUAGUCUAGAUUGUUCAUACCGGUAGUAUUAGUACGUGCUCUAGUAUUUUGUUGGUAUUAGGUUUCUGUAUCUACCUGUCGUUUCUUGUAUUUCGGUUAUCUUACUAUCUUGUUGUUAUUUAUGCUGCUUUUACAUGGCUUCUCGGUGUUGUCCCUUCUUGUUUUUCUUUUCAUUAAUUCGUUAAUGUGAUGCUUAUGCUUCCGUGAGCCGAGGGUCUAUUGGAAAAAACCUCGCUAUCUCCACAAGGUAGAGGUAAGGUCUGCGUAUACACUACCAUCCCCGGACCCCACUAUGUGGGAUUAUACUGGGUAUGUUGUUAUUGUUGUAGUAGUAGUAGCUGCUGUAACGUGUUUCGCGAAAAUUUGAAUAAUUGGAUGAAGGCAUUGCCUAUGAUAUGGAAAACGAAAGCACCAUCAGAAGUAUCAUUAUUUUUCCGGAUUGCUGCAAUAAAUGCCUGUCUAACUCAAGAUUUGCUCCGGAGGAGGGAUUUAUAAUUUGCAGCAGAGGUGUUAUCUGUGUGAGAAGAAAGUAGAAUCAGCAAUCACUUUCUGAUUUACUGUAGUGCAGCUGGUGAUGCCAAGAAAUGUGCAGAGUUAACAAAAUUCGGAGAACACCUCCGAUGCAUCUUAUGGAUUAUAUGGUUGGAAAGAAAUAGGGGGUGUUUUGAUUGAGAAACGAAAUAGAUAGCAGUUGUGAAGUAUAAAUGCGUAGAGAAUUUGUUUUACUGGCGUAAGGAGAGGGCAGUAGAAGAUUUCUCAGAUGUUUUAGACUUUUUAGAUUCAUUUAGAUGAUUGUACUAAUGCUAUACCUAUUUUGCUGUACCAUCUUGAUACUUUCUUUAAUAAAAUUACGUACCUUGUCAAAAAAAAAAAAGGAUAAAAGAAAAUAAAAGAAUUUUUUUUAAAAAAAUAGUGCAAAAGAUAUUGGUAGUUAUUUAGGCUAAUAACUCGACUUUGUGAUGAUUACUUGACAAGGCCAGAGUUGCACUUGAUUCAGAAUUUGUGUUACUAAGUUCACAUUAUUCAAUCUACUGAAUACUUACAAAAAUUAAGUUGUGUUUCAGGGAAAAGUUUAACAAAUUGUUGGAUCCACUCUACGAGAUUCUAAGGAGGGAAAUACGAGUCUGGUCACUAACUUUGAAUCUGAUAAAUCAGCUGCAGAAUAUGCGAAGCUUUACAGAGAUGAUGGACUUUUAGGUGGUCAUGUUAUUAUGCUUGGAGUAGAUCCUUUGAGCAUAUCAGCUGCAAUUGAGGCAUUGCAUGCUUACCCUGUAUGUUUUUAACAAUGGGCAAAUGGACCUUGAGAGACUGAAGGAACUCUCUCGUGUUGUUGGAAAACAAAGGCUUGUUUUGGAUCUUAGUUGCCGGAAAAAGGAGGGUGAAUAUGUAAUUGCUACAGACAGAUGGCAGAAGUUCAGUGAUGUACAUCUCGAUCAGAAGCUUUUGGAUUUUCUUGCGCAGUAUGCUGAUGAGUUUCUGGUUCAUGGAGUUGAUGUUGAAGGCAAAAAGCUGGGAAUAGAUGAGGAACUUGUGGCAUUGCUCGGCAAGUACUCCCCUAUUCCUGUAACAUAUGCCGGAGGUGUUACUAUAAUGGAUGAUCUGGAAAAGAUCAAUGUUGCAGGGAUGGGGCGUGUGGAUGUCACAGUAGGCAGUGCUUUGAAUAUAUUUGGAGGUAACUUAUCAUACAAAGAUGUUGUGGCUUGGCAUUCACAGCAGUAUCAGUUGGCAAAGGCAUCCUAAUUUCUCAUUGCACUUUCAGACUUCAAUUUAGUGCUGAUUAUAGACUAUAUGUAAUUUUCAGAUUAUGAGAUUGUCAGGGGGAUGCUACAUGAAUUAUGAUCUUGAAUUCUUUUUGCCCAAUAAUGUCUAUUGUCAUGAAGGUCAAAAUUUGCUCGUGCUAUACGAAGUUACUCAAUUUUGCCCACUAUUACAUUUUUGGUUCAUUCA